Cyphomyrmex costatus is the source of this 381-nucleotide messenger RNA. RefSeq lists its product as uncharacterized. Bases 1 to 381 code for a protein of 126 amino acids. The record is from RefSeq and is a predicted model, not a curated record. Lineage: Eukaryota; Metazoa; Arthropoda; Insecta; Hymenoptera; Formicidae. The transcript has a single exon.
AUGGCUCUCGGUCUGCAACAAGGAUUUACAAAACAUCCCUGCUUCAUUUGUCUUUGGGACAGUCAUGCACGAACUAAACAUUAUACGCAACAGGAUUGGCCAAAAAAAUGGGAUAUUGGCUCUGAAAACGUCAUUCAUGGAAGUCUUGUAGAUCGUGAAAAUAUUUUGUUACCACCUCUUCACAUUAAGCUCGGAUUAAUGAAGCAAUAUGUUAAAGCACUGGAUAAAAAUGAUAAAUGUUUUCUGUAUCUCAAAUCAAAAUUUCCUAAUUUAAGUGAUGCAAAAAUUAAAGAAGGUAUUUUUACAGGACCCGAUAUAAGAACCCUCAUGAAAGAUGAUGAGUUUCUUACAUAUAUGAAUUCUGCGGAGAAAAAUGCCUAG